This is a messenger RNA of Sardina pilchardus (European sardine), 3643 nucleotides long. RefSeq names its product serine protease 12 (gene prss12). Gene Ontology annotation, cellular component: membrane. Gene Ontology annotation, biological process: proteolysis. Bases 124 to 2610 code for a protein of 828 amino acids. Lineage: Eukaryota; Metazoa; Chordata; Actinopteri; Clupeiformes; Clupeidae. Gene Ontology annotation, molecular function: serine-type endopeptidase activity. The record is from RefSeq and is a predicted model, not a curated record. The transcript has 13 exons.
UGCGCCGCCAAGCGGACAACAAUACUGUUCACGCUCCAUUUCAUUUAAUAUACAGACCUAAGGGAAGUCGCGGGAUUCCGCUACUGUGUGCUUUGACUGGCAUCGGCAAGGGAUGGCCACCGGAUGAAGUGGGCUAACAUGACUCCCCGGUUUGUCACCGCAGCCUAUGUGCUGUUUACUUUCUCCAUAUUGGGAUCUCUGUGCAGCGACGCUUCCUCGUUUAUCCAGCCGUUCAAUGACUGCAUUCACAGCAGAGGGAAGACCGGAUUCUACCAGGGCUCCGUGGAUGUUACCGAGUCUGGAGGAAAAUGCAUGAACUGGAGCGAGGUACCUGGAGUUAUCAGUCGGUAUCCGGGCAAAGGUCUUGGGGAUCACACUUUCUGCCGGAACCCAGACGGCAGGAUCCGACCAUGGUGCUUUUUCAGAAACGACAGAGGAAGAAUAGACUGGGGUUACUGCGAUUGUAAACAAGGCUCAGUGCGUCUGCAGGGAGGCAGGUCUCGUCUGGAGGGUGCAGUGGAGGUGUAUCUGAAUGGAGUGUGGGGCUCCAUCUGCAGCAACAGCUGGGAUGACCGGGAUGCAUCCGUGGUCUGCAAACAGCUGGGCCAGGGCCUGAAGGGGAGCGCCCGAGUGAGUGCUCUCUCACGCCUGGGCUUCUCCGCGGUGCACUGGCAGGCAGUGGAAUGUUCCGGAGGGGAAGGGGACCUUCUGGAGUGCCCAAAGACCGCGUGGAAUGGAGGCCAGUGCAGCCAGAAACAGGUCGCAGCGGUCACCUGCAGACCACAGGAGGAGGAUUCCGGGUUUGUGCCUGUGCGUUUGUCUGGCAACAGCUCCCAGUAUGAGGGUCGAGUGGAGGUGUACCACGCCGGUCAGUGGGGCACAGUCUGUGAUGACCAGUGGGAUGAUAGCGACGCCGAGGUGGUGUGCAGACAACUGGGCCUUGGAGGUCUGGCUCGUGCGUGGGUAGGAGCACACUAUGGAGCAGGCUCUGGGCCCGUGGUGCUGGAUGAGGUGCGCUGUACGGGGAACGAGCUCUCCAUCGAGCAGUGUCCCAAAAACGCCUGGGGGGAGCACAACUGUGGCCACAGUGAAGACGCCGGGGUGUCCUGCACCCCUCUCACAGAUGGCUCCAUGCGUCUGGUGGGAGGUGUGGGAGGCUUUGAGGGCCGGCUGGAGGUGCAUUAUGGGGGCAAGUGGGGCACGGUUUGUGAUGACGGCUGGACUGACAUAAACUCACAGGUGGUCUGCAGGCAACUAGGCUACAGGUCUGGAGAGAGUGUGUCCUCUGUGAGGUUCGGUCAGUCUGCAGGAGCCAUAGUGCUGGACGAUGUGAUCUGCUCAGGGAAGGAGCCGGCCCUGGCCCUCUGCACACGGCGGGAGUGGCUCACACACGACUGCACACACACCGAGGACGUCGCCAUCAGCUGUAACCCAGAGCGCACGGGACCUGGAGUGCCCACCAGUUUGCCCAUUCGUCUGGUCAGUGGUGAGAAUGUGUAUGAGGGGCGGGUGGAGAUCCUGGUGGGCAGCCAGUGGGGAACCAUCUGUGAUGACGGCUGGACAGACAGAGACGCUGAGGUGGUGUGCAGGCAACUUGGCCACAGUGGUCUGGCUAAGGCGCGCACCAUGGCAUACUUUGGUGAAGGCCAAGGCCCCAUCCAUGUGGACAACAUCAAAUGUACGGGUGUGGAGAGAUCUCUUGCUGACUGCAUCAAGCAGCCCUUUGGCAUGCACAACUGUCGCCACAGUGAAGAUGCUGGAGUUAUCUGUAACUAUGGGCAACAUCAUGACGGAGUCCUGUCAGAGGCUAAGGAGUCUGUGUCUGCAGUGUGUGGUCUUCGGCCAGCUCAUACCCGCCAGAAGAGGAUCAUUGGAGGCCACAACUCCUUAAGGGGCGGCUGGCCGUGGCAGGCUGCUAUCCGUUUGCGUGGCUCUCAGGCAGAUGGACGCCUGGUCUGUGGAGCGACUCUCAUCAACAGCUGCUGGGCACUGACCGCUGCACACUGUUUUAAGAGGUAUGGGAACAGCAGUGGGCUGUAUAAGGUGCGUGUGGGGGACUAUCACACGCAGGUGCCUGAGGAGUUUGAGGAAGAGUACGCAGUGGAGAAGAUCGUCCUGCACGGCCGCUACCGCUCCCACGCCAACGACUACGACCUGGCGCUGGUGCAGAUGGCGGGGCGCAGGGGAGCCUGCGUGGCGCCCAGUGCCAACGUGCUGCCCGUGUGCCUGCCUGCCCGCAGAGAGAAGGCCCCCAGGGGAGCGGGCAAGUGUUACAUCACCGGCUGGGGAGACACAGGUCGAGCGUACUCCAAGACCCUGCAGCAGGCAGCCAUCUCGGUGCUGGGGAAGCGGGAGUGUGAGCUGCACUUUGCUGGAACCUUCAACAAGCGCAUGCUGUGUGCCGGGGCCUCACCUGACCACCAUCGCCGCGUGGACAGUUGCCGUGGAGACAGCGGAGGGCCACUGGUGUGCGAGCGGGCAGCAGGGGGAGGAUGGGUCAUCUACGGCGUGACAUCAUGGGGUCACGCAUGCCGUCUCCACGACUCGCCCGGUGUCUACACCAAAGUGUCCGCCUUCCUGCCCUGGAUCAGGAAGGUCACUGGCCAGUAGGAGGGUCUGACCACAGCACAAAGCAGGCCAAUGAGCCAGACACGCUUCUGUCCUUCAUUCAGAAGCCCUGAUGUCUCAGUGGCAUGUUUGUCUGAUACAGUGACCUAUUGGUCUGGGUAGGAAUGUGUGUAUGUGUAUGGGGUGUGUGUGUCUGUGUUUCAGUGAUGGCGGUCUCUGAUAUGUCUUUCAGCACUUCCUGGUUGUAAGGGACCACAAGGGCUCCAUGGCAGAUGAGCCACCCUGGGCGCCCUCCCCUGGCCUCUCAGAGCAGCUCUCGGAGCUGCAGCACACGCUCCACAGGCCAGCGGUGCUCCUGAGGCCCAGCCUAGCGCUAAUGUACUACACGUCUGCAGUCCCACUCCACUGGAGAGCUCUCUCCACAGCACUAAAAGCCACUAAGUACACAAAUAAAGACAGUCUUAAUGCUUACAAAGUCAAACAAUUGCACUAAAAGCCUCAGUGUCUGACCAGUAAUGUCUCCAGCUAGUAGGACAUUGACCUUAAAUCAUUGUAAUAACUGGAUACCUCUCUUAUGAAGCUUCAUUAACCCGGUAUUAAAAUGUGUUUGUUAUCAUGUGUAAUGUGUAGAACUACCUGUAUUAUUUUGUAAUGAAUUGAGUUUUUCUAGCCAGAGUCCUAGACAUUUGAGUCUUCUGUGUUACUAUGGAUGUUUAUUCUUAGACAUGUCAAAUAAGUUCACGUCCUGUGUUUCCAUAAACUGUGGCCAGACCAGUGGCUUUUUCAUUUACAAGUGCAACAGUAUAUCCCACUGAGCUCCACCGCCCCGUGUCGAAGUAAUAAAGGCCAUUUCCUUUAUGAAUCUGUUUUAUACAAGUGGACAUCUGUUUCCAUUGAGAGCAAUUUAAAUGUUUGAAGUUCACUAUAAUAGUAACAUAUCUCUGUUCUAUGACAGCUAUGUCUGAGCAUGGAAGGGAGUGAAGAGGUGCUACAUUUACUUUCAUCACCACUGACAUGUAUCUGGCGAUAUUUUAUCCUGGAUCUGUUUUCCUGACUGACAGUAAAGUUUACAUUA